This is a messenger RNA of Fopius arisanus, 1718 nucleotides long. RefSeq lists its product as uncharacterized. The transcript is spliced from 3 exons. The record is from RefSeq and is a predicted model, not a curated record. The coding region runs from base 802 to 1536 and encodes 244 amino acids. NCBI's taxonomy places the organism in Eukaryota, Metazoa, Arthropoda, Insecta, Hymenoptera, Braconidae.
CCGGAAAACUCAAAAGGAAGACAUCCCUGGGCAUUCCUCCCAUUUAGCGGUGGGCUUCGUAGUUGUCCAGGAUCAAAAUAUGGUAUGAUCUGCAUCAAAAUCAUCAUUGCUCAGUUGGUUCGGCAUUAUCAACUGGAAACAACUCUCAAAUACGAAACUCUCAACAUUCAUGCCCACAUAUCCACUCGCUCCAUUGACGGAUACCCCAUAAGUUUGAAGAAGAUCAAUUAAUCCAAUUAAUUGAAAAAAUACGUCAUUGAAAUUACACUUUCUCAUUUUCCUGCAGUGUUAAACUGUAAUAUAUUCAAACAAUAAAUUAGACUUAUUUACUAUAAUUUUUUAUUAGCCGUUGAAUAUAUUCGAAUUCUUCAAAUGGUCCAUUACUCUUCCUCCAAUUAGUUAGACUCAACACAAUUAUUAUAUAAGACUGAAAAAAUCUAUCGACACCUCAGCUAUUUUAAAUAAUUGAUGGUGUCAUUGCAUGUCAUUGGAGCCUCUGAAUUACUAAGAAUUACGGAGAAUUACUGAUCAAUGAAUAUUCAUAUUGCUGCAAUUAUAAGGUAUAGAAAAACAUGAAUAAUAUCGUAUCCAUUCAAUUGGAAUUUCAUGAUGCUGACCUGAAUCCGUACUCAUUCCACUUUUUUUCAAAUUUUGUCGUCUACUUUUCAAUAUUCAAAUCAACUCCCACCACUCCCCUAUCCCCUCUCCUACAGCACUUUCUGACACACGUGUGUGCGCAAUCGGUAACCGUCAACCCGUCGUCCGCAGUUAUUAAACAAUUGUUAAUUGUCCGAAGAAAGGAUGAAUCUGCGGGAGAGAUUUACAAAAAAGCACACGGAAUUUCCAAAUGAUGUUGAGAAAAAAAAAUCACGCUGGACUGACGAGGAUAAAGAGAAAUUGCUGAAGGCCUUGCAGAAGUAUGGUUAUAAGGACAUUGAUAAAAUUUGUGGUGAACUGCCGAAUAAAACGAAGGGAUCUGUCAGAACAUUAAUUAAUAGGCUUAAUAAAGAGGCUCAAGAGUCAACACGAUUGAAUGAGAGUCAUGCUGAUUAUUGGCUGCGAUCUGGAAAAAUUGAAGACUCUGAUUUACCCAUUUCUCAAGCUCUCAAAUUCAUCGCUAUGUUUGAAAAGCACCCUCCGCCGCAGGAGUGCGCAGGCUGUGAUUUUAGGUAUAAAAAUCUUUUUAUUACUUUAUCCAACUUCCUUCAUUAUUAUAAAUCUUUGUCGAGAGACAGCCGUCACAAUUGUUUUUUCUUUGAAUUUUUAGAAUGGCUCCAGUGGUUUAAAAUCAGUAAUCACAUAUAUUAUUACCAUUUAUCAAAAGCCACCUCCGGACAUCCUCCUGUAGGUAUUUCCAGAAUGACCCACGAAACGAUUGCCUACGUAAUGGCUCAGACAACCCACGAAGUGUGGCCGUACUGUCGAUCUGAAAUUACUGAAUACAUCGAGAGUAUCGAGCAAGAAAGAACUCGGAAAACUUAUUCUCGACGUGCGAAAGUGGUGGUACCUAAAGAGGAGAGAGAUUCCGACGAUUGAUCCCAAUUCUCUGUGAUUAAUCGAGAGUAAUAAUGAAACCUGUGAAUUGAACUGAUUCAUCAUUUAUUCACUUCAAUAUUUAAUCUCGCAUAUGAACUAUUGUUCGAUAUAUAAUUGGUAAUUACAAUUAAAUGAAUUGGAAUAACUGAACGUUCAAUAAUUUAUCCAUAUUAACGUAAACA